AUGCUACUUAUCACUCCAGGGAAAUUUAUUGAGCAUUGGGUGUUGAACGUAGGCCAUGAUGUGGCGCAGUUUUCAAGUAUCAACACAUUUCCGAGUAUAAGUGAGGGUUCCGAAUUUCCUCUAUGUAGUGUCUCUAAGUUUCUCUUUCGCUUGUUGGAGUUAAAUUUCCCAAGUGAACAUGAUCGCAAUGCGUUUUCUCCCUGGGGAGAAAACAGUUAA
Heterobilharzia americana is the source of this 219-nucleotide messenger RNA. The record is from the annotation of a GenBank genome assembly. Lineage: Eukaryota; Metazoa; Platyhelminthes; Trematoda; Strigeidida; Schistosomatidae.